UAAGGACGUAGGACCAAUCAGAGGCAGCGUUGCUUUUGCGGCUCCACGUCAGCACCAGCUGCGGGGCAAGAUGGAGGCGCUGAUUUUGGAACCCUCCCUGUAUACUGUCAAAGCCAUCCUGAUUCUGGACAAUGAUGGAGAUCGACUUUUUGCCAAGUACUAUGACGACACCUACCCCAGUGUCAAGGAGCAAAAGGCCUUUGAGAAGAACAUUUUCAACAAGACUCAUCGGACUGACAGUGAAAUCGCCCUUUUGGAAGGCCUGACAGUAGUAUAUAAAAGCAGUAUUGAUCUCUAUUUCUAUGUGAUUGGCAGCUCCUAUGAAAAUGAGCUGAUGCUCAUGGCUGUUCUGAACUGCCUUUUCGACUCACUGAGCCAGAUGCUAAGGAAAAAUGUAGAAAAGCGAGCUUUGCUGGAGAACAUGGAAGGGCUCUUCUUGGCUGUGGACGAAAUCGUAGAUGGAGGGGUGAUCCUAGAGAGUGAUCCCCAGCAAGUGGUACACAGAGUGGCAUUAAGGGGUGAAGACGUCCCCCUUACGGAGCAGACCGUGUCUCAGGUGCUGCAGUCAGCCAAAGAACAGAUCAAGUGGUCACUCCUUCGGUGAAGACUCCACUGUUCCUGGCUCCUCACCCCCUCAAAAAUCUGCAAUGUCUGCUGUGACUUCUCAUCCAGUUCCCCAACUGAUGCUCUCAGGGUCAUCUUGGGGAUCACAAGGGAUCCUUAAAUCUCCAUCCUGUCUAUGGUUGCUGCCGCUCCCUUCCCCCACCCAUCCCAAGUCCUAGGCACUUCCCAUUCCUUCUCACUUUUUUGCAGUUCUGGGAGUAAAGCUCCCAACAGAUUUGAAUGCAGGGCAGGGGAGCACCUCUUCCUUUCUAGACUAGAUUAUGCUCCCAUGUUCCUCCCCCCAUAUUUUCUUCUCAGCUUCUGUGCCCUUUGCAGCGGAUACACUUCAGAUCAAAGCAGGAGAAAGAAUAUGCUGAGUGUUUUUCUCCCGUUAUGUUUACCUGACCUUCAUCCCAGCAGCCCUUAUGUCCAGAAAGGAGAGAGAAGGAGAAUUCUUUUCUAUAGAAUGAGUGGGGUGAGGAGAGGUAUGUCUAGUCUCAAGCACAGCCCCACUUACUGGCCUCAGCAUUUUCUCCCAUUCCAUCUUACUGCCUUGUCCUCUAGCCUUGGAAAAAAGAUUGGAAAAGCUCAUAGGCAGGGGGACAGAGUGGAAGAAGCAGUAAUUUAAAUUUUAUCAGAUAGGGCUUAUAAGAUUCUGUAUUUCAGUCACAGCUACCUUCUUUACUCUGAUUCUGGCUUAUAGCUUCAAAACUGCUGUGGUCUGUGAAUGUUCAUUGUGGGAAUGUCCAUCUCUUGAUCGGCUACCUUAACUCUCCACCUUCACUACUCCUGGGAUCUUUGCCUGGCUUGUCCUCUCUGUGCCCUGGAGGAAAGCCAGUCCCUGAACUAAAACUGCUUUCUAGUCUUGGGUAGAAGAGUUUCUGCUCAAACCUAGGGAGGGGGUGGAAUUUAUGACUUGGGCCUCUUAGUCCCCUUUGCUCCCCCACAUGCUUUUCACUCCUCUGCCUUGGGUCUGUAAUAUCUGCUGCUUAACCCUAUCCUCUCUCUGCCUCGGCAUUAUAUCCAGGCAGUAGGUCAGGGCUCUUCCUUUCCCUAGGUCACUGAGAGAGGUGCCUUUCUUCAGAAAACCAUCGAGAUUUGAAUUUCCCCAGGAAGAUGGAAGAUGGAACACCCACUCUUGGGUCUAACCUUUCCCUUUGACCCCAAACUUCCCACAAAAAUAUCUCAAAAGACCUUCCUGAGAAUUAGGCUCUGCCCCACGCACUAACUACCAAUUCUCCAAGAUGAAGUAGGGCACAUAACUGGGCAUAUUUGAGGGGGCAUUUUAUGUAAGAGAUGUAUGGAGUUGGGAGAUGGCCACCUUCAUAUACUGCCCUGUGCGAAGAGGAAUAAAACACUUUUUUUUCCAAA
This is a messenger RNA of Pteropus alecto (black flying fox), 1974 nucleotides long. RefSeq names its product coatomer protein complex subunit zeta 1 (gene COPZ1). Gene Ontology annotation, biological process: retrograde vesicle-mediated transport, Golgi to endoplasmic reticulum; intra-Golgi vesicle-mediated transport; intracellular protein transport. NCBI's taxonomy places the organism in Eukaryota, Metazoa, Chordata, Mammalia, Chiroptera, Pteropodidae. Gene Ontology annotation, cellular component: COPI vesicle coat. The transcript is spliced from 9 exons. Bases 71 to 604 code for a protein of 177 amino acids. The record is from RefSeq and is a predicted model, not a curated record.